UUCAAAUUGUAACGAGAUUGUCCGUUAGGAAAGAGUACCUAUGCUAGCUUUAUGUUAGUCGAGUCGUUAUUGUUGAAAUUUUACAUCUAGCACAGAUAUUUAUUAUAAAAAUAUGGCCCAAACAGAUGUUUUUAAUUUUCAAGCUCCUCAGUUUAUAGAAUCUUUAUCUGAAGUUAAAUUGGAUGAUGGCGCUGAUACUUUCUUUGAUGCUACCGAAUCUUCCCCUGAAAAUGAUGUUCAAGAUAGUAAUGAAACGAAUGGAUCAGCAGAAAGUAAGGACAAUAAUGAUGGUGAAGAAGAAACUUGUGUGAAAUCCGUUAUCGGAGAAGUUUCAGAUUCCAAAGAAAAUGUUAAAGCGAAAUCAAAGAAUGGAAUUCCUUUAAAAGAAAAUGAUGAAAAUGUGGAUCCUGAAUUGAGUUCUAAUGGACCCGUUACAAGGCUGCAGAGAAUGUCAAUGAAAACAAAUGGAUCACUAGGUUUAAAAAAUCAAUCUAAAUUCCUGUCUGUUGCCGAACAAAUUCAUAAAUUCCAUCAUAGUACACCACCUAGAUUCAAAAGAAAAUCAACUAUGUUCAAGUCAAAGAGCUGCAAGUUUCUUCCUACAGUUGCACAAUCACCUCAACUGAGGACAAAAAUUAGAGCUGCUAGGCCUAGUACAGCACCUACAAUAAUAGUACCUGAUGAAAAGGAGAGGUCAGUAAUUAAGAAAAAGGAAGUUAUGAAACGAGUUGCUACUAUUAAACCAAUUCCUAAGCCACCAACCAUUCCAGUGCCAUUUAAUUUAACAAUGCCAGGAAACAAAAAACAGGAGGAAAAAAAAGAAGAUAAAACCGAAAAUAUGAAAGAGACUAAUGUGAAGGAUAAGAAACAAAUUGAAGGUACUCCAAGGACAAUGUUAAGAAAACCUAUACCACCAAAGAAAAAACAUUUGGAGAUACAAGAUAAUAAAAUAACAGUGAAAGAAAGUUGGCGGGUUACUGGAAUUAAAGCUAUACAAAAGCCAAAUAGUACAACUAAAACUGUUCCUUUCAGUUUUGAAAAGCGGAAUCAGGAGAGGCUAAUGGAAAAACAAAAGAAAAUUGAAGAAGAACAAAAUAAGGCUGCAUCUGGUUCAGCUAUCCCAAGAAAAUUACCAAGAGCGAGCGUAGCUUCACAUUCUGGCAUCGCUAAGCCUUUGUCUCAGGGUAAAAAUGAAAGUAAAUCUACUGGAAGACUUUCAAGGAAUAACGCUAAAUAAUCUUUUUGUCUAAAAUUAUGGUUGUUCCAUAAUAUCAAAGACCAUUAUAAUAUAAUAUAAAUACUGAUUUGUAUUCCAUAGGAUAUUAAAUAUUUUAAAUAUGUUUUUAUUUGUAUUAUAGAUUGUUGUUACUCAAAAUGACGUAACUUGAUGUAAUUAAAGUAAUAUUGUUAAGAUUCAGAUAUAUUUAUUGUUAAUAACAAAUAUUAUAAUUAGUUUAGCUUUUUAUUAAAUGAUAAA
Messenger RNA from Nezara viridula (southern green stink bug), 1477 nucleotides. The record is from the annotation of a GenBank genome assembly. NCBI's taxonomy places the organism in Eukaryota, Metazoa, Arthropoda, Insecta, Hemiptera, Pentatomidae.